UUCUCUCCACACUACCUUAGGGUUUAAAAACGUGUAUAUUCGAGAGCGCUCGCGAGCGCGUCUUCUACCUAUAUAGCGAGCGCUUCCCUUCUUCUCUUUCUUGCUCGCGCGGCGCCAUAGCCUAGCUCUCUCCCUCCUGGAUCAGUCGCUCAAAAUCUCGUGCCAAUCGCUCGAAAUAUCUCCGUUCUCGCAGUCCGUGAGCGAUCGGUGGAUUGAGAGAGCGUUCUUUGCUGCGAUCGGUGCAGGAUUUCCAGAUCUUGGAGCGAAAUUUCGAUCGGCGGGGCGGCAUCGGGCAAGCGCUCAUCUCUCCGGCGCUCAGGCGAUUCUUCCCUGUGCGCAAUUGGCGUGGCUUCUCUCCGGCUCGUGUUUCCUCCUCGCCAUUCAUCCCUUGCCAGAUAUUCUGUGUUUCUUGCUCUCUUUCACACACCGCGGCGCAGCGCAGCGCGGCACGAGUGUGUACUCGCUCUCGCAGCACAUUGCUCCACACGCACGCGCGACGCUCUCUCCUUUCUUUCUCUCCUCGCGAAAUUUCCAAUUCUUCUUCCUGCCGGUCGCUUCCAAUUCUCCCUGCGCAAGAUCGCCUCCAAAGGCCCCGGAAAAUGCGAAAGAUAUAGAUUUUUCUCGUUAUUCGUAGCGAAGAAGACUGAUACCCGCGCCGGGAGCGAGACAAACAGUCUACAGCGAGCCUUUGAGGUUUGCAUGUUGGUGAGCGUUCCAAGCAGCAGCGGGUCAUGCUGCUAAGCAGCUACAACCAUGAGCCGCUGCCGGGCGAUUGUUUCGAAGAGUCCUCGGCUCUCAGCUCGCAAGGCGGAGAACUAAUGCUGCCGUCGUCCAAUUCCGCCGCUGGGCCCCUGCCCAAUUGCUCCAUGCAGGUGGAGCAUGGCCUCAAAUCCUCGUCGGGUGGCGGUGGCGGUGGCGGUGGCGGCGAUCAGUCCUCGGCUCCCACUCGGGCUCUCCGGAUCAAGCCACAGCCAAACCAGGUACUCAAGUGCCCGCGCUGCAAUUCUCUCAACACCAAGUUUUGCUACUACAACAAUUACAGCCUCACGCAGCCGCGCCACUUCUGCAAGAACUGCCGGCGCUACUGGACCAAAGGUGGCGCGCUCCGCAACGUGCCAAUUGGUGGGGGCUGCAGGAAGAACAAGAGGGCCAAGCAGAACAAGAGCUCGUCGUCGGAUCAGUCGUCCACUGUCCCGGCAGUAGAGAAGGCCUCCUUUGGCGGUGGCGGCGAUCACUCCCUGGCUGGGCGACACGGGCAGCUGCUGGCCGCUUCCACGUCUAGCCUGUACGAGGACGGAAUUCACGAGCUGGCCUACUCGAGGAUCCCGCACAGCCUGCGACUGGGCGAUCACUCGGGCAGCAGCGGGCUGUCUUUCGAAAUUCCGCGAGUUCCGGGCGGUGGCGGGCACCAGGCGCCCUCGUUCAUCAAUCUCCCCGCGGGUGCUUUCGAGGCCGGGGCCGAGCACGGCCUGUCCACCGCCACGCUCAACUUCCAGGGGCUCAUGAAGCACGAGAACGGCGGGGAGUUCACGCCCAUGUACGAGCCGUCUUUAAACUUGCUGGGCGGAGCUGGCGUGCCCGCGGCGCCGCCGCAGCUGAGCGACGCCGGGCUGGGGCCGAGCGGGUUCAGCAUCGGGCUGGACAAUUUCGUGGGACUGGGACUCAACGGGGAUCUAAAGUCGUGGAGACAGCAGCAACAGCAACAGCAGCAGCAGAAGAUGACGGCUCUGGAAGGCCCGGAGCAGCAGCAGCAGCAGCAGCAGGAUGGAAUUGGGAUUGGAAUUCACCACCACCACCAUCUCCACCAGAGCUUGCUGGGCCACUUGGCCGCCGCGGAUCACGGCUCAUCCUCCGACCGGCCCCCGAAAGGGAAGUCCCAGGAUCGGAUUCACGACUCGCAGCAUUCAUCUUCGGAGUGGCAGGGCCAGCAGCAGCAGCAGCAGGAGUCAUCGUUUCUGGAAGCGGCGGCGGCGGGAGGGGGAACAGGAGGAAGCGGCGGAGGUGGUGGUGGCGGCGGCGGC
Selaginella moellendorffii is the source of this 2021-nucleotide messenger RNA. Its product is annotated as dof zinc finger protein DOF2.4-like. Gene Ontology annotation, molecular function: DNA binding; DNA-binding transcription factor activity. The record is from RefSeq and is a predicted model, not a curated record. Lineage: Eukaryota; Viridiplantae; Streptophyta; Lycopodiopsida; Selaginellales; Selaginellaceae. The annotation marks the transcript as partial. The transcript has 3 exons. Gene Ontology annotation, biological process: regulation of DNA-templated transcription.